Messenger RNA from Chaetomium globosum CBS 148.51, 4185 nucleotides. RefSeq lists its product as uncharacterized. The transcript has 7 exons. Lineage: Eukaryota; Fungi; Ascomycota; Sordariomycetes; Sordariales; Chaetomiaceae. Gene Ontology annotation, cellular component: nucleus; mRNA cleavage and polyadenylation specificity factor complex. Bases 1 to 4185 code for a protein of 1394 amino acids. The record is from RefSeq and is a predicted model, not a curated record. Gene Ontology annotation, molecular function: protein binding; nucleic acid binding.
AUGCCGCAUGAACGGCAGGGUAAAACACCACAACUUCGAGCUAACUGUUAUACAGAGCUGACGCCGCCGACGGCCGUAACGCAUUCGACGACACUACAAUUUAUCCCUGGGCAAGGCACGAACCUCGCCGUCGCCAAGUCGUCUCUCCUCCAAAUAUUUCGAACAAAGGUUAUUGCGACCGAACUCGACACAUCGCAAAAUAACGGCCACCGGACACGAAAUGCGAAUCGAUAUGAAAGCCGGUUAGCCAACGAUGACGAUGGCCUCGAAGCAUCCUUCCUUGGCGGUGAUAGCCUAGCACAACGGACCGAUCGUGCCAACUACACGAAACUGGUCCUCGUCGCCGAGUUUCCGCUUGCGGGCACGGUGACGGGGCUUGUUAGGAUAAAGACACCAAACGCGCGCCUCGGUCUGGACUCGCUUUUGCUUGCAUUUAAGGACGCAAAGCUCAGUCUCGUCGAGUGGGACACGGAACAUCACACCUUAUCGACCGUAUCCAUCCACUACUACGAACAGGAAGAACUCCAAGGAAGCCCCUGGGCAGCCCCAUUGAGUCAUUAUGCCAACUUCUUGGCCGCUGACCCGGGCAGUAGAUGUGCUGCGCUCAAGUUCGGUGCCAGAAACCUGGCCAUCCUGCCCUUCAAGCAGGCCGAUGAGGACAUUGACAUGGGUGACUGGGAUGAAGAGCUGGACGGCCCGCGGCCGGCCAAAGACCUGUCGAGCGCCGUCAUAAAUGGAGCUAGCAACAUAGAAGACACACCAUAUUCACCGUCAUUUGUCCUCCGACUCUCCAAUCUUGACCCAAGCCUGCUCCAUCCUGUGCACCUGGCCUUCCUGCAUGAGUACCGAGAGCCCACCUUUGGCAUCCUCGCCUCCACCGCCGCCGCCUCGAACUCGCUCGGCCGCAAGGAUCAUUUCGUCUACAUGGUCUUCACCCUCGAUCUCCAGCAAAAGGCCUCCACCACCAUCCUCUCCGUCACUGGUCUGCCUCAGGACCUCUUCCGCGUCGUGCCCCUGCCCGCUCCGGUUGGCGGCGCCUUGCUCGUAGGGUCCAACGAGCUCAUUCACAUCGACCAGUCGGGCAAGCCAAACGGCGUAGCCGUCAACCCAAUGACCAAACAUUGCACCUCAUUCGGCCUUGUCGACCAGUCCGACCUCAACCUCCGUCUAGAAGGCUGCGUCAUUGACGUCCUGGCCGCCGACCUAGGCGAGCUUCUGAUCAUCCUAAACGACGGUCAGAUGGCCGUAAUGACCCUCCGUAUCGACGGCCGUACCGUCUCCGGCUUGGAGCUGAAGAUACUCCCCGCAUCCUCUGGGGGAUCUAUCGUGCCUGGUCGCGUUUCUACGCUCUCGCGCAUUGGCCGUAAUGCCAUGUUUGCCGGGCUCGAAGAGGGCGACUCUGUAUUGUUUGGGUGGGCUAAGAAGCAGACCCAGGUUGGGCGAAGGAAGCCCCGGACCAAGGACAAUGCCGGGGACGUGGACGUCGAGGAAGAUGAAGACAUCGAGGAGGAAGAGGAGGACGAAGACGACCUGUACGGCGAAGCCUCAGCGCCGCAGCAUCAGCCUGUGUCGGCAGUGAGCGGCCUGCUGAGCGGAGAGGCUAGCCUUCGCGUCCACGACCGUCUCAUCAACCUCGGCCCCAUUCAAGCCAUGACGUAUAGUCAACCGGUCUGGCUACCUGGGAGCGAGGAGGAACGAAACUCGGCCGGCGUCCACAGUGACUUACAGCUGGUCUGCGCCGUGGGCAGAGAGAAGUCGGCUUCUCUCGUGACCAUGAACCUCGAGAUACAACCAAAGGUUAUCGGCCGUUUUGAGUUCCCCGAGGCGAGGGGGUUCUGGACUAUGUGUGCCAAAAAACCAAUCCCUAAGACGCUCCAAAGUGACAAGGGCGGGAAUUUCCUCGGGAAAGACUACGACGUGUCCGGCCAGUACGAUAAGUUUAUGAUUGUCGCCAAGGUGGAUCUGGACGGCUAUGAAAAGUCUGACGUGUAUGCGCUCACCGCCGCCGGGUUUGAGAGCCUCGGUGGCACCGAGUUCGACCCUGCAGCCGGCAUCACCAUUGAGGCCGGGACCAUGGGCAAGGGCAGUAGGAUUAUUCAGGUGCUCAAGUCUGAAGUCCGAUGUUAUGAUGGAGAUUUCGGUCUCAGCCAGAUCGUACCCAUGCUUGAUGAAGAGACCGGCGCCGAGCCUCGGGCUAUCAGUGCAAGUAUUGCCGACCCUCUCCUGCUCAUCAUUCGGGAUGACUCGAGCGUGUUCGUUGCCCAAAUGGACAGUAGCAACGAGCUGGAGGAGCUCGAAAAGGAGGACCAAACCUUGGCUACCACCAAGUGGCUUACCGGCUGCCUGUACGCCGACACGACUGGCGCGUUUGCGGAAGAGGUAGCCGGAAAGGGGGGCAAACCAGCUCAGGCCAUACUGGUGUUCCUUCUUAGCGCCAGUGGCUCUCUCUAUAUAUAUCGGCUUCCGGACCUGUCAAAACCUGUCUAUGUCGCUGAAGGAUUGUCUUACAUACCCCCAGGUCUCUCAGCCGACUAUUCUGCACGCAAAGGCACGGCAAAGGAGACAGUGGCAGAGAUUCUGGUGGCUGAUCUCGCUAACCGGUCGCAGCUCCGUCAUGCAAACGACGACCUCACAAUCUACCAGCCGUUCCGCUACAGUACUAGCGCUGGCGCGGACUUCUCCAAGACCCUAUUCUUCCAGAAGCUCCCAAACGCGGCCUUUGCCAAAAGCCCGGAAGAAGCAGACGAGGACGAGGCAACACACCAGCCUCGGAUGUUAUCCAUGCGCAGGUGCAGUAACAUCGCCGGAUACAGCACCGUUUUUCUACCCGGUGCAUCGCCAAGUUUCAUCAUAAAAUCAUCCAAAUCAGCGCCGAGGGUGCUACCGCUUCAAGGGGCAGGCGUGAUAGCCAUGAGCCCAUUCCACACCGAGGGCUGUGAGAAUGGCUUCAUCUACGCAGACUCCCAACACAUGGCGCGGGUUACGCAGCUGCCGCAGGAUUGGAACUACGCCGAGACUGGGCUUGCCGUCCGGAAAAUACCUAUCGGCGAGGAUAUCGCUGCUGUCGCGUACCACCCGCCAAUGCAAAGCUACGUGGUGGGCUGCAACACGCUCGAGCCGUUUGAGCUACCCAAGGAUGACGACUAUCACAAGGAGUGGGCACGGGAGAACCUAUCGUUUAAACCCACCGUCGACCGCGGCAUCCUCAAGCUCGUGAGCCCCAUCACGUGGACCGUGGUCGACUCGGUUCAAAUGGAGCCCUGCGAGACCGUUCUCUGCGUCGCCACCCUGAGCCUGGAGGUGUCCGAAUUCACCAACGAACGGAAGCAGCUCAUCGCCGUGGGGACCGCACUCAUCAAGGGCGAGGAUCUGCCAACUAGGGGCCGGGUCUACGUCUACGACAUCACCGAGGUCAUCCCCGAGCCCGGGCGCCCGGAGACCAGCAAGAAGUUGAAGCUGAUAGCAAAAGAGGAGAUCCCACGGGGCGCAGUCACCGCGCUGUCUGAGAUUGGCACACAGGGUCUCAUGCUGGUUGCCCAAGGGCAGAAGUGCAUGGUCAGAGGUCUCAAGGAAGACGGCACGCUGCUACCCGUGGCCUUUAUGGACAUGAACUGCUAUGUCACCAACGCCAAGGAGCUCCCGGGGACUGGGCUGUGCCUGUUGGCGGACGCUUUCAAGGGCGUGUGGUUCACGGGAUACACUGAGGAGCCGUAUAAGAUGAUGCUGUUCGGGAAGAGCUCGACCAAACUUGAGGUGCUAAACGCGGAUUUCCUGCCCGACGGAAAGGAUCUCUUUAUCGUAGCAUGCGACGCCGACGGCAACAUCCACAUCCUGGAGUUUGACCCCGAGCACCCGAAAUCCCUCCAAGGCCACCUCCUCCUACACCGCACGACCUUCAACACCGGCGCCAACCACCCCACCAAAUCCCUCCUCCUCCCUGCCUCCACCCCCGCCAAAAAAGCCGCCGACAAAGCCAAACAAAAACAGCAGCAGCAACAACAAUCAACUACCCAACCCGACGCCCUCACCGAGCACGAAACAUGUAUCCUUCGGCCGAACAUCAAGACUGUCACCGUUUUAAGUCUGCCUUAUCGGCGUGUGUGCCUCUGGGACGAUAUCCGUGCAAGCCCUUAUGGUGCUUCAGAACUGGCCUCGCAAUACCCUUGCCCGUUCUCGCGCAGCUGA